Molecule: messenger RNA, 1359 nt
Organism: Rasamsonia emersonii CBS 393.64
Lineage: Eukaryota; Fungi; Ascomycota; Eurotiomycetes; Eurotiales; Trichocomaceae
Product: DNA repair protein rad9
Exons: 7
Coding region: 1-1359 (452 amino acids)
Biological process (GO): DNA replication checkpoint signaling; DNA repair; mitotic intra-S DNA damage checkpoint signaling
Cellular component (GO): checkpoint clamp complex
Source: RefSeq, a predicted model, not a curated record
AUGGCUACUUUAUCCUUUUCUCUCGAUCCCGGUGCGUUGCUGCGCUUGCACGAUGCACUGUUCUGUCUCUCGAAAUUUAGUGAGAGCGUCUCUAUCGAGGCUGAAUACGACCUACUACGACUGAGUGCUCUGAACACGGCCAAAACCGCCUAUGCUGCGUUUGUAUUUGAUGCGGAUAAGUUCUUUUCUCGGUUCUCCUUCAAUAUCAGGAGGAAUGCAAAUCGCGCAGCGAGAAACCAGUCUGCAGAUCGGUUCUCCUGUCAAAUUUACAUCAAGGCUCUGCUCUCAGUUUUCAAAGGCCGAACGGCUGAGUCACGGGGUAAGGAUAAGGAUACGGCAAUUGAACGCUGUGACGUUGAGCUCCAUGAUACCCCCGAUCAAGCAGAGUGUAGACUGGUUAUCAAGAUGAUAUGCGGGCAAGGUGUCGUAAAAUCAUACAAACUCACUUAUGAACCUGUCACCGUGCAACACGCAGUGUUUGACAGGGCAAGAUCUCGGAAUCAGUGGACGAUUGAAUCCAAAUUCCUGCGGGAGAUCAUCGAGCAUUUCAGCUCUUCCGCGGAGCAAUUAGAUAUCUAUCCUGAUGGUGGAAAGGCUAUCUUCACCAGCUUCACCACAAAGGUGACCGACGGCAAAGAAAUUCUGAAGCAACCAGUUCACACAUCAGUUGCUAUAGAUACCAAUGAUUUCGAGGAAUUCAUGGUCGAGGACGGCCUUCAUGUCGCAGUCAGUGUCAAAGAUUUCAAGGCCGCCGUUAUUCAUGCGGAUACCGUCAAGACGAGUAUAACUGCGAGAUAUACCCGUCCCUGCCGUCCUUUGCAGUUGGCCUACGAAACCGAAGGGAUCUCGAUGGAAUUCACUCUGAUGACGAGAGGAGAGGUAGACGAUGACGACACCCAACAUUCGUCCCGAGCAGCGUCGCAGCUAUCUGCAAGACCAGCAGCACAAGCACAACCGGUCUCGGUGAAUUCCUCCAAGAAUAAUACCUCCGCAAGGGAUCAGAUGCCGCCACCUCCAAAUCGGUCGGCCCAGCCUUCUGCUCAGGCUGCAGCUCGAAAACCAGAAGCGCCGCCCAGCGCCGUGCCACGGCCUUCUGCGUACGUGGAUUUCGAUAAUUUAUUCGUCCCAGAAGAUGAUGACAGACAGUGGGAUGAGCAUAACUAUGAGGAAGAUGCAGAGGAUACGCUCGGUUGGGAUGCUAAUGCCGACACGGGCGGAUUUGAUGCACAGGGUAACCAUGAAAACGAGCCUGUGCCGGCCCAUGGAGGUCAGCAGGAGAAAGCGACAGUUGAAGAUGAGCCUGCAAUUCCUCCAACACAACGCAUAUCACAGAUUCGUGACCUUGGCCUCUUUGAUUGA